Emys orbicularis (European pond turtle) is the source of this 558-nucleotide messenger RNA. RefSeq names its product interferon lambda 1 (gene IFNL1). NCBI's taxonomy places the organism in Eukaryota, Metazoa, Chordata, Testudines, Emydidae. Gene Ontology annotation, molecular function: cytokine activity. The coding region runs from base 1 to 558 and encodes 185 amino acids. Gene Ontology annotation, biological process: defense response to virus; innate immune response; cell surface receptor signaling pathway via JAK-STAT. The record is from RefSeq and is a predicted model, not a curated record. The transcript is spliced from 5 exons.
AUGAGCCGGACGCUGCUAGUCUCAGCUCUCCUGCUGGUGUUGGUGGAAGCUUUUGCCGAAGGGGCUCCAGUAAAGAAUUGCCAACUUUCCCAAUACAAAUCCAUUUACCCCCCAUAUAACCAAGCCUUUAAGGACUUCAGGGAUAAAUACAAUGAGAUGCUCCAGGACCCUGCUGUGGGCUGUUCCGCCAGAAUCUUCCGCCGGAAGCUGGACGAGCUGUCGGAAUGUCAAAACUUGCUGGUGCUGGAGAAGAAAGUGGAUGUGACCAUCAGGGUCAUUCAGAACCUCAGCGAGCCCGAGCUGGUCAGGAACGCGUCCAAGCCCCUGGAGAUCCUGGCGAGUAUCCAGGAGGACCUGAGGAGCUGUAUCCAGCAGAAGGGCCUGGAUGGCGACGAGGCUGCGCAGUGGCCCAUCCUCGCCAAAUGGCUCCGGAAAGCCCACGCCGGAGAGAGUGAGGGGUCUGCCAGAUGCCUGGAGGAAGCUAUGAUCUUCAACCUCUUCCGCCUACUGAACGAUCUGCAGAAUGUUGCCCACAAGUUCAACGAGUCCUGCCACUGA